Messenger RNA from Triticum turgidum subsp. durum (durum wheat), 792 nucleotides. Lineage: Eukaryota; Viridiplantae; Streptophyta; Magnoliopsida; Poales; Poaceae. The record is from the annotation of a GenBank genome assembly.
AUGAGGGCCCAGCUUGCUCUAUCCCUUCUGCUCUUCCUCGUUGUUGCCUCCACCAGCCCCCUAGCAUCGGCCCAUGGCGAUCUUGACUAUGGCGGUGGAGUGAAGAAAUCUGAAGCUACUGGCGGAUACACCGCUGGUAUUGAGAAGAAACCCGAAGCUGUCUCGGCCAGUGCUGAGAAGAAACCCGAUGCCAUCUCCGCUGAUGAGAAGAAACCAGAUGUUGUCUCCGGAUCCAACGUCUCCUCCAGCACGAAGACAAAACCUGACGUCGCCCCCAAGAAUGUUGAUGCGGAGAAGAAACCGGUAAGUGCCUCUGGCUAUGCAGGCAAAAAGAAGAAACCCGAAGGCGGCAGCAAGGCUGCUGAGGAGAAGAAAGCUGAAGUGGCCUCCGAGAAGAAAUCCAAAAGAAAGAGUGAGCCCUCCCAGCCUUCCACCAUCGAGAAGAAACCGAAAAGUAAAAAUGAGAAGAAGUCCAAAGGAAAGAACGACGCCUCUGGAUACACCGGUGCGGAGAAGAAACAAAAAGAAAAAGUAGAUACACCCAACAAGGAGAAGCCAACGGAGCCGAUGGUCAUGGUUAUGGUACCUAAAAGAUUAACCAAGCCAAAGGAGGAGGCGAAGAAGGAAGAGCCGAAGGAGGAGAUCGCGGCGACCGUCCCAUCCGAUAGUUACAAUGCACCAAAGAAUGCUCAGCCGGAGACGCCGGCAGCGAGCACAGCCGACGCUUAUGCUGCGCCAAAGACUGCUCAGCCGGAGAUGGCGGCGGCUAGCACAACCGGCGGUUACGCCUAG